This is a messenger RNA of Myxozyma melibiosi, 584 nucleotides long. RefSeq lists its product as uncharacterized. The record is from RefSeq and is a predicted model, not a curated record. The transcript has 5 exons. Bases 210 to 584 code for a protein of 124 amino acids. NCBI's taxonomy places the organism in Eukaryota, Fungi, Ascomycota, Lipomycetes, Lipomycetales, Lipomycetaceae.
AGCAAAGGGGAGCAGAGGAAGCCGACUGAGGAGGACAUGUGCCAUCGACGUACAGCUGCAAACCUUAUUCCGGUUUACGUAGCAGCGCCUCCUGAUUCUUAUCCACGAUAUCUGAUUUCAGCAGCAAUGCCCUUCUGAUCUGGAAUCCUACUCGUCUUACUGGUAUUUACAGGCAUCUACUGGACGGCGAAUUAUUAGCAGAUCCCACGAUGGACGACACCCAUCGCGCGCGCCUUCGAGAGACGGCCGGCGACGGUUUCCUCAGAGGCGCAGCGCGCGGUGCGUUGUUCGGCAGCGUCGUCUCGUUUACCUGUCAAAAGUUCUCCAGCCGCUACCGUCUUCUCCCAAUGACUGUCAAAUCAUACAUGUUCUUCGCGUUCGUGGCGGUCGGCGGCGUGGUGCAGCAAGGGAAGCAGUCGAAGCGGUACGUGUACAACUACGUGUGGGAAGAGAAAGUGGGCGCGCCGCCGCCGGUGGCUGAUCCCGCGACGGAGAAGGAAGAUCGAUUGAUUCAGUACACUGAGCGUCUGAAGCGCGAAGUGCGCGAGAAGAGAGAGCAGGGGGAUUUAGAGAUCACGUAUUGA